Molecule: messenger RNA, 5098 nt
Organism: Osmia lignaria (orchard mason bee)
Lineage: Eukaryota; Metazoa; Arthropoda; Insecta; Hymenoptera; Megachilidae
Gene: GluProRS
Product: Glutamyl-prolyl-tRNA synthetase
Biological process (GO): prolyl-tRNA aminoacylation; glutamyl-tRNA aminoacylation; translation
Cellular component (GO): cytoplasm; aminoacyl-tRNA synthetase multienzyme complex
Molecular function (GO): glutamate-tRNA ligase activity; ATP binding; proline-tRNA ligase activity
Source: RefSeq, a predicted model, not a curated record
AGUUCACCUAUACUUUCAUAAGCGGGCACGAGCAUCAUUGUGCACGUGGAAGAGGAAGUUUAACCUGUAAAGUGGAUAUAUAAAUAUAUUUCUACUUAAAUUAACAUUUAAUAUAAAAAAUGAAUUUCAAACUUCUGCUUCAUUCCAAAAAUCCAUCAACGGAAGCCCUGAUAGUGGCAGAAGUUAUUAAUUCUCAAAAGAAGGACAAGAUUGAAAUAGUUUGGUGCAAUGAUUGGAAAGGUGAUGGAAACGUUCAAUUGAUAGAUGAUGAUAAUAAAGUGUUAGGAGAAUGGAGUAAUGAUAUUAGCCGUUACUUUGCUAGAACUUCAUACAUACAACUUUAUGGUGGUACUAGUCCUUGUGAAAAGACUGAAGUUGACCAUUGGCUCUCUUUUGCAAUUGGACCUUUGGGAUUUGUUCCAUUGAAAAAGAGUGCACUGCAAUAUCUGGAUGAUGUAUUAAUGACCACCACGUGGUUGGUGUCCAAAAAGUUAACAUUAGCUGAUAUCCAUGUAUUUUGUGCUCUUUUGGACAAGGAAUUUUUACCAAAGUUCGAAAAACAGUUUAUUAAUAUAACUAGAUGGUAUAAACAAAUGCUUUCAUUGCCUGUUAUUGCACAGGUAUUAUUAUCAGUUAAAAAGAAUGCUAAAUUACCUGUACAAUCUGAAAAAGUUGUUGUUAAUAAGCAAAGUGGACAAAGAAAGCAAGAAGGUAAAUUUAUUGAUUUGCCUGGAGCAGAAAUGGGUAAAGUUAUAGUGCGUUUUCCACCAGAGGCAAGUGGAUAUUUACAUAUUGGUCAUGCUAAGGCAGCUCUGUUAAAUCAGUAUUAUGCAGAAGCAUUUCAAGGACAGCUUAUUAUGAGAUUUGAUGAUACAAAUCCUGCAAAAGAAAAUGUAGAAUUUGAGAAAGCUAUUUUAGAAGAUUUGGAGUUAUUACAAAUCAAACCAGACAGAUUUACACAUUCUUCAGAUUAUUUUGAUUUGAUGCUAGAAUAUUGUACUAAAUUAUUAAUAGAAAAUAAAGCAUAUGUAGAUGAUACUCCUGCUCAUAUUAUGAAAGAACAACGCGAUCAAAAAUUGAUGUCAGUGAAUAGAAACAAUUCCGUGGAAAAGAAUCUUAAGCUAUGGAAUGAAAUGCAACAAGGUUCUCCCAAAGGUCAGGAAUGCUGUGUUAGAGCAAAAAUUGAUUAUCAGUCAGCAAAUGGUUGUUUAAGAGAUCCAACAAUUUAUAGAUGCAAACCAGAGCCGCAUCCUCGAACUGGAACAAAAUACAAGGUUUAUCCAACCUAUGAUUUUGCUUGCCCCAUUGUUGAUGCUGUUGAAAACAUCACUCAUACAUUACGUACAACAGAAUACCAUGACAGAGAUGUUCAGUUUUAUUGGAUAAUUGAUGCUUUAGGAUUGAGGCGUCCUUAUAUAUGGGAAUACUCCCGUUUAAAUAUGACUAACACAGUUUUAUCUAAAAGAAAAUUAACUUGGUUUGUUAAUGAAGGUUUGGUUGAUGGAUGGGAUGAUCCACGUUUUCCAACAGUAAGAGGUAUUUUGAGAAGGGGAAUGACUGUUGAAGGAUUAAAGCAAUUUAUCAUUGCUCAAGGUAGUUCAAGAUCUGUCGUUUUUAUGGAAUGGGAUAAAAUAUGGUCAUUUAACAAAAAGGUCAUUGACCCGAUUGCCACUAGGUAUACUGCUUUGGAUUUUGAUAAGCUUGUAUCGGUACAUAUAAAUAAUGUAAAAGAAGAAUGGCUAACGGUUCAAAAUCAUCCAAAAGAUCCAUCAAGAGGCAAUAAACAAGUAUUAACAAGUUCGCACCUAUAUAUAGAAAGAGAUGAUGCAGACGUGUUGGUCGAAGGUCAAAAUGCUACUUUUAUUAAUUGGGGCAAUAUAUUGAUACAAAAAGUUGAAAAAGAAAAUGGUGUUGUUAAGCGAAUAAUAGCGCAAUUGAAUUUAGAAAAUAAAGACUAUAAAAAUACAUUGAAAAUCACAUGGCUAGCAGUACCUUCUAAUAAAGAUGAUGACGACAGUAAAACUAAUUUAAUCCCGUGUUAUGCUGUUUACUUUGAACACAUAAUACGUAAACCAGUGUUAGGAAAAGACGAUGACUUCAAAAAUUUCAUUGCAAAAGAUACAAGAGUCGAGGUACAAAUGCUUGGAGAGGUGGAGUUAAAACGAGUAAAAAAAGGAGAAAUAAUUCAGUUACAACGAAAAGGUUUUUUCCGUUGCGAUGUCCCUUAUGCUUCGGCAAGUCCAUUUUCUUCCAAAGAACAGCCCUUAAUUUUAUUCCAUGUACCAGAUGGACAUACGAUAAGCUCAGCAAAAACUGCUGUUAAAGAAACUACUCAGAAAAAUGUGUCUCAGCUUGAAGUACAAGAUGCAAACGUAAUCAGUGAAAAAAUUAUUGCUCAAGGUGAUAAAGUACGUUCUCUAAAAUCCCAGAAAGCAGAUAAAACAGUAAUAGAUGCAGAAGUAAAAGUACUUUUAAAUUUAAAAGCUGAAUAUAAAGCGUACACUGGAGUAGAAUGGAAACCAGGAAUGAUUCCAGAUAAAUCAGAUAAAAUAGCACCUUCUGAUAAAAAUAAAUUAUCUGAGGAUAUUAUACAACAAGAAAAGAAAAUUAAAGAAUUACAAGCAAAGAUAAACCAGGAGAUGCAAUAUCUUUCAAAUUUAAAAACAAGUUAUAAAAAUAAAAUAGGUAGUGAUUGGUCAGGAGCAAAUGAAAAUAUAGCACAAAAUGGUAAGUUGCCAGAUUCACAUGCCGAAAAGUUAUCUAACGAAAUUAAAAAACAAGGUGAUAAAGUAAGAGAAUUGAAGAAAUCACAAGUAGACAAAAGUAUUAUCGAUGUAGAAAUAAAGAAACUUUUAACUUUAAAAGGAGAUUAUAAAUCUAUAACUGGUCAGGAUUGGAAACAAUCUAGUACCAGUACAUCAAAAACACCCAGUAAAGCAUGCGAUAAUGUAAUUAAUAAAAUGACCGAUCACGAAAAAAUAGCUGAAGAAAUACAGAAACAAGGGGAUAAAAUAAGGCAGUUAAAAGCUACGAAAGCAGAAAAACCUAUUAUUGAUCAAGAGGUAAAAUUACUUUUGACGUUGAAAGCUGAUUACAAAACUGCAACUGGAAAGGAUUGGAAACCAUUUAACACACCAGUAGCUAACGCAUCAAACAAAGAAGAAAUUCGUGUUAAUCAAAUUUUGGAAAGCAUACAGAAGCAAGAGGAUAAAGUAAGGCAAUUAAAUGAAUCAAAAGCGGAGAAAAACAUUAUUGAUCAAGAAGUAAAAAUACUUUUUGAUUUAAAAAAUGACUAUAAGACAUUAACUGGUCAAGAAUGGAAAUCAGUAAAACCUGAUACAUCGACUAAAAAGAAGAAACAAGAAAAUAUUUCUAAAACUGAAAAACAAAAAGGUACUCCAAACAAGGAAAUAAGUAAAAAUGAAAGUACAAAAGAUACAGAUACUUCAAAAACUGGAACCAGAUUAGGGUUAGAGGCAAAGAAGGCAGAAAAUUUCUUUGAAUGGUAUUCUCAACUUAUUACCAAGAGCGGAAUGAUAGAAUAUUACGAUGUAUCAGGGUGUUACAUUUUUCGCCCAUGGAGUUUUUCCGUUUGGAAAAUAAUUAAAGGAUAUAUUGAUGCAGAAAUAACAAAACUAGGGGUUCAAGAAUGUUAUUUUCCUAUGUUUGUCACACGAUCAGUGUUGGAGAAAGAAAAAGCACAUAUAGCUGAUUUUGCACCUGAAGUUGCAUGGGUUACAAAAUGUGGUGAAUCAGAUUUAGCAGAACCCAUUGCUAUACGUCCAACAUCAGAAACUGUAAUGUAUCCUGCUUAUGCCAAAUGGCUAAGAUCUGAUACUGAACUUCCUUUAAGACUUAAUCAGUGGAAUAAUGUAGUGAGAUGGGAGUUUAAAGAUCCUAAACCUUUCUUACGUACAAGAGAGUUUUUAUGGCAAGAAGGACAUAGUGCUUUUGCUACCAAAGCUGAAGCUGAUGAAGAAGUUCUUGUAAUUUUAGAUGUAUAUGCUAAGGUGUACGAACAUUUAUUAGCAAUACCUGUUAUAAAAGGCCGAAAAACUGAAAAAGAGAAAUUUGCUGGUGGUGAUUAUACUACCACAGUUGAGGCUUUCAUUUCGAUGAGUGGUCGUGCGAUACAAGGAGCAACAAGUCACCAUCUUGGACAAAAUUUUUCUAAGAUGUUUAAUAUUCAAAUAGAAGGUGCUACAGAAGGAGAUGAGAAAACAUUCGUUUAUCAAAAUUCAUGGGGCUUAACAACUCGAACAAUUGGAGUUAUGAUAAUGGUUCAUGGAGACGACAAAGGUUUGGUAUUGCCACCAAAUGUAGCUUGUAUUCAGGCUAUCAUAGUACCUUGUGGUAUUACAGCAAACACGACAUCUCAACAGAGAGAAUUUUUAUUCACUGAAUGUGACAAAUUAUUGGAUGAACUAUCAAGAGAUAAAAAGCUUAGAGUUAAAGCUGAUUACCGCAGUAAUCGCACUCCAGGUUGGAAAUUUAACCAUUGGGAAUUGAAAGGUGUACCUGUACGAAUUGAAUUAGGUCCAAAAGAUUUAGAAAAAAAUCAGGUUACAUUUGUACGCAGAGAUAAUUCUGAAAGAAUACUUGCAAACAGAUCUGAAGUACUUAACGCUUUAUAUACAUUAUUGGAUAACAUACAAUCAAGUAUGCUUACUAAAGCAAGAAAGGAAUUAAAUGAACACAUCAAACGUGCAGAUAAUUGGAACGAAUUUUGCGUUGAACUUAAUAAAAAGAAUUUACUGUUAUCACCCUUUUGUGGGGAAUCAUCUUGUGAAGAUAAAAUUAAAGCUGAUAGCGCACGAGAGGACGCGGGAGAGGAACCUGGAAUGUUAUCAAUGGGUGCAAAAAGUCUUUGUAUACCAUUUGAACAACCGACCUCAUCAGUACCACUUCAUAAACAAAAAUGUAUUCAUCCUGAUUGUCAAAAUAAGCCGAAGUCUUAUACACUUUUCGGUCGUAGCUAUUGAAAUUUUGUAUAACUGACAUUGAGUUACUUAAUGUGAUAAAAUUUUAUUUAAAUAAUAUACUUUGAAUAGAUAAUUUAUAGUAUCAUAUAUAUAUAUAUAUAUUCAUUUCAAUGUUU